GACGGAUUCACAGGGAAGUGCUCCUGAAGUGAAGAAGAAGAAGAAGAAGACGACGGCACAGCCUCUGCCCAGAGUGUCAGACUGAUUAGACGUGGUUGUAUUUGUUCCUGCAUAAUCGGGGACGGACCGUCAGGCAAGUAACCGCCAGUCUUGCACUAUCUGAGCAGAGAAUAUGGGUGGUCCAGAGUCCCUCAAUAUAUCACUCCCUCCAAGUCAACUCCACUCGAGACACAUGCCACCACACCAUCCUACUGGUCGGUCCCUCCCUCCCUUGCGUGAGUACACCGGCGUCAAGACGUCCCGGCCGCUAUCUUGGGACCCGCGAUAUUGCAAGAAUACGCUAAUCCGCGCUGAUGUCUAUGAGAUGAACACCCACUAAGCCGUACUCCUCAGCGAUGAAGGUGCGCAGACGCGAUGGUCUUGUCGAGCUCAACCAACCCCCAUUUAGCUUGCUGCAGCGGCGGGACUGUCCCAAGGAAUUCACUAUCAAGGCUGGUGGCCACCUUUCAGCUGGUGCCCCGAACACUUCUUAAUAGAGGUGGUUGCCGCUCCCCUGGUUCAAUUUGAAAGAAAAAAAGUGAUACAUCACAUUUAUCACACUUUGCGUUGAUCCUUAUAUAUCCCUCUCGCCACGAUCUUGGCAACCAUGAGCUGGGCCUAUGAGUCUUACGAGGCAGUCAACGACUACAGAUGGAUGACCUGGCCUGAUCAAGUCAUCAAUGACCACAAUUAUAACAGCCAUAACAAUGAAUAUCAGCACCAGCACCAGCACCUGUUUGGGCACACGAAUUCCGAACAGGCGCCUGGCUACUUUGCAGCCAAUCACUACGCAUCGUACCGGUCCCUUCAUCACUAUCCUGCCCUAGAUUCUGGACACAUGAGGUCUAGCUUCAGCUCCGCUUCAACAUCUCCCACUUCAUCGUCAGGGAAUAGCACGUACUCUGCACCGCCUGCUUGGCACUCGGGAGAUCCAGCCUGCAUGAUAUACCAGUCGGGGACCCCCAGCCCAGUAGAUUGCUCUUCUCAUGCAGCGUGGAUGGAAUCUCCGACUGCUGUUGAUGAGCACGAAACUCUCACUUCGGACGACACACCACUUGCCCACGAUUUCGCAGCACACCUUCCAGCUGAUUUGGAUUUCAAACUGACGCUGGAAAGCUGUACAUCGAGAGCAGAUCCCUCACACGACGACGAAGAUCCCGACCUGCCCAAGCCUCGUCGCCAAGAUCCCCGCUGGGAUGGCGACGAGUACGCUGCAAGAUGGGUCCGUGGCGAAGGCAUUGCGCGCACAGGAUUCUGUGGAAUCUGCUCAACCUGGCACAAGCUCAAAGACUCCGCCUAUUGGUACCACAUGCACUACACACACGGCAUCAGCUGCGCAACAGGAAAAUUCUUCUCUGCUCCACGAGCCGGACGAAGUGCUCAGGGCGUAGUCGGCUACGAUGCCCUCUGCAGCAACUGCGACCAAUGGGUCUAUGUCGGCCGUCUGGACCGCUGGCACACUCCUUACUUUCGCCAUGCAUACAAAUGCCAGACCAGCAGCAGCAAUCGGCCUCGUGUCUCCUCCCGAUCAUCUCGAAGUAGUGCCAAUAAGAGCUCUUUUAAUAGACCGGGCAACGCCGCCCUUAGGACAUUGAGAUCGCUAUGACGAGAAAGAGAGAAAGAGGUCGAAAAGGAACUUUUUCAUCUGCCUUUCUUGGAGAUUCAUCAAGCUUUUCCUUUGUGGGAAUCCUAUCCGAGCUGUUUUGCAAAGCGUUGAUAUCCUGAACGUGCUGCCUUUUUGGGGGGAUGGGGGAACAAGGGUUGUUUGUACGGUACGAAUGUUGAAGUUUGGUGCGAAUCGAAUGUUGAAGUUAGGAACGAAUGUUGAAGUCUGGUGCGAAUCGAAUGUUGAAGUUUGGUGCGAAUCAAAUGUCGAAGUCUGGUGCGAAUCGAAUGUCGAAGUUUAGUGCGAAUCGAAUAUUGAAGUUUUUUUAGUGGCCACCCCGGGGGGGGAAAUAUCUGUUGCUGUACUUUUUUCCUUUGUUUGGCCCACCACGACUUGAAUGAGUUUUCGGUCCUCAGGUACCUACCUACCUACCUAC
Molecule: messenger RNA, 2081 nt
Organism: Sphaerulina musiva SO2202
Lineage: Eukaryota; Fungi; Ascomycota; Dothideomycetes; Mycosphaerellales; Mycosphaerellaceae
Exons: 2
Coding region: 647-1645 (332 amino acids)
Source: RefSeq, a predicted model, not a curated record